Messenger RNA from Rhododendron vialii, 984 nucleotides. RefSeq lists its product as uncharacterized. The coding region runs from base 1 to 984 and encodes 327 amino acids. The record is from RefSeq and is a predicted model, not a curated record. Lineage: Eukaryota; Viridiplantae; Streptophyta; Magnoliopsida; Ericales; Ericaceae. The transcript has a single exon.
AUGCAGCCAGUCAAAGAUCAACCUUCUCAUAUUUCGGCAUGGGUUAAAUUACGGGACCUCCCUCUAGAGCUAUGGAACCAGGAGUGUCUGAGUAGGGUGGCUAGUACUAUUGGUAAGCCACUUCAUGUGGAUCAAACCACAACUAAGACCUCCAGACAACCAGGUCUUCAUCAAACCACGUCGACCAGUGCUAGGAUAUGCAUUGAGAUCAGUGUUGUACAUGAACUCCCUAAAGAAGUGAGAAUUACAGUGGAGGGAGAAUCAGUUGUAGUGCCCAUUGAGUAUCAAGUGUUACCUCAAAUGUGUAAGCUGUGCCAAGUGUUUGGCCAUUCUACUGCCCAUUGCUCUAAGAAAUUACCCCCAACAACCAGUCCGAUCAAUCAAGAAUGGACCAUAGUGAGCAAUGGAAAACCCAAGAAUAACACUACUCAAACUUGCUCUACCUCCUCUACUUCACCAGGCUCUCCCAAGCAUGCUGCUGACCCUCAAGUAGAGCUUACUGAUCUAGAAGAUGAAUUCAAAAAGGUGCGAGAGAGUAUUGUGAGUAGUUCUAAGGAAACUUUGAUCCUUUUUCAAGAUGAGAUGCCUAUCCCUCAGCUGUCCAGAACUGUCAGUUCUCCACAUUGUCCUUCCACUAGCUUACCCCAUGAAAUCAAUGAAGAAGCUGCCAAUACUUCUAAAGAUUCAGUUUCAUUGUCUCAGCUAACUCCUGUGCACAAUGGCUCCUUACAAGAGGUGGAUGGCAAAAAUAAGGAAAUUAGCUCAUUUGGUCAGCAGGCUGAUUCUCCUAAUUCUGCUGCUCCAAUAGCCAGAUUAGCAGCUAAGAAAGCUGCCAAAAUAGCUGCCAAACUCAAAGUCCAAGAACCCCUUGAUCCCUGUGCCAUUUCAGACAUCAAAUUAAAGAUGGGGGGUUCCAAUAAAGCAGCGCAGCUUGGGAAACAGAAGAACUUUGCUAAAGGUUCUUCUCACAAAUCAGGGAAGUAA